AUCCUCUUAGGUCCCCCCUUCUGUUGUUCUUGUUCUAUACGCGGAAGGCGUAUACUACUGUAUUAUUCCCAAAUCGUCAUCUUUUUCCUCGGAUUUUGGGUUUUUCUUUGAAAAAUCAUAAUGAAGAUUGAGCGGCAAGCAUGAUCUAACACGUAUAGGACAAAAUCGAUUCGUCUUCAACCCAGAAAGGGAAACCCUUUGUCGCUUUCAUCUUGUUCAGGCUCUCAGAAUUUCAAAUGGAGCAAGGAUUUGAUAUCUUGAAUUGGGAUGGUACCCUUUCAUCGAGUGAAUUCCGUAUUGCUGCGCUUGCUUUCGCUGAGAAGUGGAAUAGAUUUAACUCUACUAGUCUCCCUCAGUGGUCAUGGAGCCUUUGCCCUAAACACCCUUGGACUGCUGCCCACGAAGCAGAAGGAUAUUUAUCAUUGGAGAAUGUGUUUCUUCGUGAGUCUAGUGAGGAAGAUGAUGAUGAAGUCAGUGACGUAGGAAAAGAGGAGCCUAGUUGCUCUGGUCAAGAUGACGCUAUUGAUGGUGCAAUUCUGGUCCAGAGUUGUGGCGAUGAAAUACAUUGUUAUGACUUCCACAUAGUGUACAGCUCGUCAUAUAGGGUUCCAGUGCUUUAUUUCCGUGGAUACUGCAAUGAUGGACAACCUUUGGCAAUGGAUGACAUAGAAAAGGAUCUCCCCGGCAAUUCUGCAAAGUUGCUGAUGGAAUCCAAAUGGACAUUCAUAACUCAGGAGGAGCAUCCCUUCUUGAAUAGGCCAUGGUGUACACUCCAUCCGUGUGGGACCAGUGAAUGGAUGAAGCUGCUACUUUCAACUGAUGCUUCUCGGGCCCAACAUCGAGUGGAAUUUGAAAAUUAUCUUGUAUCGUGGCUCUCAGUCAUCGGGCAGGUGGUUGGUCUUAGGAUCCCAUUUGAGAUGUUGAAUACUUGAAUGAUUCAGGCAGUUUUAGCUGCUGAACUAUUCAUUGGACAAGAUAGUCAAUCAGUUGUAGGUCAAAAAGAUUGUAAAGCAACAUCCUCAGAAAUUGUUUUGGAAAUUAAGGGAAACGCAUUUGUUACACAGUAUAUACAGUCACAUUUGUU
This is a messenger RNA of Rhododendron vialii, 1084 nucleotides long. RefSeq names its product ubiquitin-like-conjugating enzyme ATG10. The transcript is spliced from 6 exons. Gene Ontology annotation, biological process: protein lipidation; macroautophagy; protein modification by small protein conjugation. The record is from RefSeq and is a predicted model, not a curated record. The coding region runs from base 237 to 932 and encodes 231 amino acids. Lineage: Eukaryota; Viridiplantae; Streptophyta; Magnoliopsida; Ericales; Ericaceae. Gene Ontology annotation, molecular function: Atg12 transferase activity. Gene Ontology annotation, cellular component: intracellular anatomical structure.